UCCGCUCUGUUUGCUGUUUUAAAGGAAAACUUUGGACUGGAGCGGACCGAGGUCCGGGACAACGGCUGCGGCAUCAAAGCCGCGGACGCUCCGGUGAUGGCCGUCCGACAUUUCACCUCCAAGAUCUGCAGCCAUGAAGACCUGGAGCGUCUGGAGAGCUACGGCUUCCGGGGCGAGGCACUGGGCUCCAUCUGCGCCGUGGCUGAGGUUUCCGUCACCACGAAGACCCAGGAGGAUGACAUCAGCACUCAGUACACCCUGGACCACACUGGGAGGGUGGUCUCUCAGAGGCCGUCCCACCUGGGUCAAGGAACGUCGGUGAGCGUGACGAAGCUCUUUAAGAACCUCCCGGUCAGACGGCAGUUCUACUCGUCCACUAAGAAGUGUAAGGAGGAGCUGAAGAAGGUCCAGGACCUGCUGAUGGCCUACGCCCUCAUAAAGCCCGAGCUCAGGCUGAUGCUGGUGCAUAACAAGGCGGUGCUUUGGCAGAAGGCCCGGGCGGCCGACCUGAGGAGCGCCCUGGUUGCUACGCUGGGGUCCGGCGCCGUCGCUAACCUGCUGCCAUGCCACCAGGAACAGCCAGAGAUGGUUCUGGACGGCUUCCUGCCCAAACCGGGGGCCGAUCUGUCCUCCACCAGCUGCUCCGCCUCAGAGAAGACCUUCAUCUUCAUCAACCGGCGGCCCGUCCAGCAGAAGGAGAUCAUGAAGCUGCUCCGUCAGCAUUACUGCGCCCAGUACGCCGAGGACGCCGCCCGCCACCGCUUCCCCAUCCUGCUGCUCAGCAUCUCUGUCUCUCCUUCAUCUCUGGACGUCAACCUGACGCCGGAUAAAACCCAGGUCCUUCUGGAUAACAAGGAGGCGGUUCUGACGGCGUUGGAGGCUCUGCUGGUUUCUCUCUACGGGUUCCGCUCCAGUUCGGCUGAACAGCAGCUGAACCACGAGGCUCCUCCUCCUCCGUCGGCUCGAUCGGAGGCGAAGGAGGACCAGAACAUCCGGGUUCAUGAAGACGCUCCGACAGCAGAACCCAAACAUGGCGGCGGCGCCGACCCUCAGGCUGCUCUGCAGCGCCAGGCCUCCAGCUGCAGCUCCUCAUCCUCCACGGCGGAUGAUUGGAUCAUCAACCCGCCUCCCAGCGAGCUCUGCUCCGUUUCCUCUCUCUGUGGAGAUGAAACCGCUGCGGCUCGGCCCAAACCAGAGCAGACCGGUUCUGAACCGGAGAAACCAGAGGAGGAGCGUGAAACCAGGAAGAUUUCUGCCCAGGACUGGAGCCGGGGGACGGCUCUGACCGACCCGGUAACAGGAGACCCCCUCCGACCCGUCCUGGUCCACCGGCCCUCUGGGCCCGGUUCCCCCGGCCCGCAGGAGGCCAGGAGUAAAAAACUGAUCAAUUCCGUGACGGAGAAAGGAGCGACACUGACGGCCUACGACAUGAUCAGCAGCCGCGCCAUGCGGGCGCCGCCGUCCCCCGCCUCCCUGUUCGAGAAGGAGGCCCGGUCCGAGGUUCUGAGGGAGCGGCCCGCCGCCAGCCUGCAGGAGGUCAGCGCCGCCGUUCAGGAGAGGUGGAGAAACCUGAGGGAAGAGGACAGGAAGACGUAUGAGGAGAAAGCAAAGAAAAAACACGACCUCCAUGAGCAGAGGACCAAGCUGGCGUCAGACGGGGGCCCCCAGGGGCCGACUGAGAGGGCUAAAGCGCAGAGCGUGAAGCGCAAAGCGCCGCCGUCCAACCAGCAGCUGCUGGACGAGCUGUUCUCCGCUCAGCCCCAGAAGAAGACCAAGACUCCGCCCCCCAAGCCUUCGCGGCCCCUCCUCUGCAGCAUGGCGGCCCUCCGCCUGGGGCUCCAGCGCCUGUCUUCUCAGAGCUCGGCGCCGCCGCGGGGCCUCCGGCUGGUGAACCGCCUGGGCUCCCAGAGCUGCUGGGCCGUCAUGGCGGGGCGGAGGCUCCUGCUGUUCAACCCGUAUCGAGUAGAAGAAGCUUUGCUGUUUAAGAGGCUCCAGGAGAACCACGUCCUCCCGGCGGCGGUCCUGCAGAACCCGCUGCGCCUCACAGACGGGAACCUGGGAGGAGCAGAGUUUGAGACGCUGUGCAGCAUGAAGAAAGGAGCAGCAGAGCUGGAUGGAAGCGUCUUCUUCUCCGACCCGCGGCUGCUCGCCAACGGCUUCAGAGUCAGACUCCCAGCAGGCCUCCCGUCAGCGGAGAAACAUCUGGAAGUGGCGGCCAUGGCCGACUGCGUGCCUUUUCUCGGCGUGGAGGACCUCAGGGAGGUUCUGAGCGCCGUUCUUCACAGGAAGGCUUCCAGACCGCAGGACUGCCGUCCGCUCAAAGUCACAAACUACCUAAAAGCCGAGGCGGUCCGGCUGGCCCGUCAGCUGCCUUCGAGUUUACGCCGCGGUGACGUGGAGGAGCUGGUCGGACGGAUGGAGCGGCGGCUGGGCGGAACCGAACGGACCUGCAUCCACGGGCGGCGGUUCUUCCAUCACCUGGUCGACGUUCCGUCUACAGACGAGGAGGCGGAGGCUCUGCUCAGACCUCUGGAACUCUGAUGUCACACCUUACAGAAGCUCCUCCCUCUCCUCAGGUCGCCGCCGCAUGGCGAUGAACCCGCCUCUCGCUCAGUUAGUGAGAAACUAGAGGCUGGACUUUGACUAGGCCGUUCCAGCACCCUGGUUAGUGAGUCUGCACACCUCGACUGAAAGGCAGGUUUUAUAAAUAAAAAGAUUAAAAACAUUUUUCCACUUAAAAUUUUUAAUUGGAAACAUUAAAACGACCCGUUAGCUUUAUAGCAACCUUCUCAGAGCGGGUCAUGAUGCUGCCACCACCGUGUUUCAGCUUGAUGGAUCUAAAGUCCAGCUUUGGGUUCCUCAUUGCUGCAGACGGAUCCUUCAGACGUGGAGAACAUCAGCGAUAGUUUUCACUUCCAGACCAGUUUAUGAUCAAAUAAUGAGGGAAAAUCAAGCAUGGCAGCUGAAUCUGAUUCACGACUAACCGGACGGCGUCAGAAGAUGCUUUGAGCAACUGUCUAAGGGGCGUGUGUUUGUUUUUAGGGGUGUGUAAACUUUAGGAUCGUCCACCUGAUCCUAAGCGUCCAGCAGCAGCUGCUCUCUCAGGUAUUUCUGAUGUUUUCCCGCCUUGCCGUCAUGUUUAAGGUCUCCCUUUAAACCAGGCUGUAUGUAGAACUGUUAGCGUCCAACGCUCGGCUUCCAUCUUUAAAUGUCUGAUUUUGUCUGAAUAAUCAGGGACGAGUUUAAGGCAGGAUUGACAGGCUGUUUGCUAAACUCCCUGCUGGACCAAUGAACGGCAAUAAAAGCACCCGGUCGGGGGCCCGGGGCCCAGAUGGCCAGCUGCUGAACGCUGCCUGUCUGCACCUCUGCUGUGAUUUAUCCUCUCCGCCUGCGCCGCGCUUGCUUUUCCCAUUACAGAGGAGGAACGGCCAAAGCUGACAGCCACAUGUGGGGAUGCGAGACGUGAUUAACGGCCGCGUUCGGCCGCUGCUGGAGGCGACGCCGCGGCUCUGUUUACAGAACGCUCCGACAUCCAUGUUUGUUUGUGAGGAGGGGUCGGAGGGAGAGCCGGGGGACGCAGCUUCAUCCUCAGAGGACGCGGCGAUGACAGUGAUGAAGAGCGGAGACGCGCUCCGAACACACAGGGGCGCGGAGGCGGAUGUCAGCUACGUGUCAGAGAAGUUUGGACCGGUUCUGACUUCUGGGAAACAACACUUAGGGUCCAGUUUACAGCUGUGAGUGACGGCGGAGCAGCGAGCUGUUCUUUCCACAUCUCGUCCUCAGCAGAUAAAUCCAGCCGCUGUCUGAACCCAGAUGAUGUAAAACACAACCGUCCGUCAUCGCUUCUUCCACAGAGAGGAAAACUGUCACCAUUUAAAGCCCAUUUUCCCUGAAAUCUCUUCCUCAGUCUCACCUUCAGCGCUUCGUCUGAUGGAAGCUGAUUCCAACGAUAAACAUCUGAAUUAUAAGAAACUCCAUUUCUAUCCAUUUUCCUUUAAGUUGGUCAAAUCAUAAAACCUCUGAUUUAAAUGGACAUAAAAGCAAAGAGCA
Cyprinodon variegatus (sheepshead minnow) is the source of this 4050-nucleotide messenger RNA. It is a transcript of the gene pms1, whose product is annotated as PMS1 homolog 1, mismatch repair system component. The record is from RefSeq and is a predicted model, not a curated record. Gene Ontology annotation, cellular component: MutLalpha complex. Gene Ontology annotation, biological process: mismatch repair. Lineage: Eukaryota; Metazoa; Chordata; Actinopteri; Cyprinodontiformes; Cyprinodontidae. Bases 97 to 2541 code for a protein of 814 amino acids. The transcript is spliced from 11 exons. Gene Ontology annotation, molecular function: ATP binding; ATP hydrolysis activity; ATP-dependent DNA damage sensor activity.